GUUAUAUUGCUGUGCAGACGUCAUCUGCGCCACCAAAUUCGGACACUUGCAUGUUCCUCAUUGGUCGAUGGUCAGCCUCCCGUUACAUAGCUAGACUCCUUUUUUGCUCUGCCUGGGUAAGGGCCCAUCUACCGAGGAUCUACGCGUCACAAGACUCAUUGCUUUACACACCUCACAACCCGACCAAGUCGUCAAUUAUUACGUUCGGGUACCUCGUGCGGAGCACUGUCCCACAACAGGACAACACCGAGGAGAUUGCUGGCGUACUUUGGCAGCCCAAGUUCACACAAUCCGGCAAAAUUUCACGAUCCGAUUUCCCUUGCAUGCAAGUCCAACAGCUGCCUGGGGCAGUUAAACAGGUUGAAGAACGCCUUUACGCACCUGUUACUCGAUAGCUAUCAUAACCUGACCACGUGUUCUCUACUUGACUUGAUGCCGUCCGUGUUG
Pisolithus orientalis is the source of this 447-nucleotide messenger RNA. RefSeq lists its product as uncharacterized. The transcript has 4 exons. The coding region runs from base 51 to 395 and encodes 114 amino acids. Lineage: Eukaryota; Fungi; Basidiomycota; Agaricomycetes; Boletales; Pisolithaceae. The record is from RefSeq and is a predicted model, not a curated record.